AUGAUCACAAAUGCCCUGUCGGUCAUGGUCACGAUCCUGACACACACUGCCGGCUUGAUUGCCAUCCUGGAGUAUGUCUCCGAGAAGGCGGAGAAAUUGAUGGCCCUGCUGCUCAGGGCCAGGAAUGCUCUGCGCCACGCCUCGUCCAUCACCUUGGAAGACCUGGUGCAGGUGGAAGGCUCCCUUAAGAUCUGGUGGGCAAUCGCCGGCGAGGACGACCUGGGAGCAGAGGCCAUCACAAACCUCACAGAUCCGACAGAGCACCAGUGGGGCGAGAACAAGCUCGAGGCCAAGCAAACGGAGGAAUACAUGCAGAUGCUGAAGGAUAAGGCGGCGCUCAUUACCAGUGGAUGA
Monoraphidium neglectum is the source of this 354-nucleotide messenger RNA. RefSeq lists its product as hypothetical. The transcript is spliced from 4 exons. NCBI's taxonomy places the organism in Eukaryota, Viridiplantae, Chlorophyta, Chlorophyceae, Sphaeropleales, Selenastraceae. The record is from RefSeq and is a predicted model, not a curated record. The coding region runs from base 1 to 354 and encodes 117 amino acids.